GACGCGUUGCUGUACGCAGUGGGUACUCAGUGGCGAGGCCUGCCGAUUUUGCUAGGGGCUGAGAGCAUCUUUACGAUAUUCAUAUUCUUUUUAUUUCUAAAAUUCGGCGGAGGGUUAAGUCGUGGCAGAUGGCUGGUGCGGCGCGCCGUACUCCAGACGUCAUCGACACGAUGGGAGGCGAUUUGGAGGUCCCGGGAGCGGGUCAUCGCCGCCCUCAGCGCAAGAGGGUGAAAACGACGAGGGCACUGGAGUCAAUGCGACAACAAGACGAUAUGGAUUGGGAAGGGGAAAAUAGCAGUGAGAAAGGCUGGGAAACGACAAGAAUGCCACAAUUCGCGCUGCAGCCGCCGACGACGCGAGCGAGGAAGUCCGGGCCACCGAGCAACGUGCGGAUCAUGACUUUAACACGAAGCUGGCCAUCAUCAAGGCAGUAUUCCAGCUCGAAUUUCAAAACUCAAGGACCAGAUGGCAGAGGACGUCGCCAAAAUGACGGCCCAGUUAACCCAAGAGCUCUCGCAAGCGCGAGAGAAUCUCAAUCAAGCUCGCAGCGAGCUGGAGCACACUAGGCUCCAGCUACACGCCAUGACGAUGGCCCAAGGAGCCAGAUCGAGUUAGCUAGCGUACGCGGACGUCGCACGGCGUACCCCGCCGGUCAGCGUUCCUGCCCCGGCCUCCUCCACCGGUCAGCGUUCCUGC
Messenger RNA from Parathielavia appendiculata, 696 nucleotides. RefSeq lists its product as uncharacterized. NCBI's taxonomy places the organism in Eukaryota, Fungi, Ascomycota, Sordariomycetes, Sordariales, Chaetomiaceae. The coding region runs from base 129 to 566 and encodes 145 amino acids. The transcript has a single exon. The record is from RefSeq and is a predicted model, not a curated record.